This is a messenger RNA of Mollisia scopiformis, 1229 nucleotides long. RefSeq lists its product as uncharacterized. The record is from RefSeq and is a predicted model, not a curated record. NCBI's taxonomy places the organism in Eukaryota, Fungi, Ascomycota, Leotiomycetes, Helotiales, Mollisiaceae. The transcript is spliced from 5 exons. The coding region runs from base 1 to 942 and encodes 313 amino acids.
AUGUCGUGCGGUUUUUCAGCAGGUGACUUUAUCGAAGCGUUAAAGCUCGUUGUCGCCAUCACAGAUGCGAUCCGCGCUACUGGGCGUGCUCAGACGCAGUACCAUGAGUUUCUGUACCAGCUCGAAGCAUACAAAGAUGCCCUCGAAGCGAUCCAGAGUCUUUACAAUGACGGAGAGGAGCCGUCGCUGAUACUUGUUAACCUUUCCAGACACGCUUUGGAUAGCAUGCAACUCCUUGCCGAACAAUUUCGGAAACUUCAAAAAUAUUCGCGGUCCUUGGGCAAGGGGACGAAAGCCAAGAAUCGUUUUAUGAGCAUGAGUAUCAUGAAGAUCAGAUGGGCUUUUUUUGAAAUGGAAGCUGUAGAACGUUGCCAGAAAAACCUCAAAGCUCGGGUAGAUAUCAUUAAAAUGCUUUUAUCGGCAUAUCAUAUGGAUCGAAACGCCGCUGAGAGUCGGCGCCAGAACGAACAGUAUCAAAGUCUCGGUCGUGCAAUCGGCGAGGACGUUAAUGAAGUUCAUCAUCUGCAAUUACUGUUGUACCAAGAAGUGAAAGAGGUCAUGAGAGCAAUUCCGAAUCAAGUCCUGCGGCAACAACCGAUCUCUUUUUGUGCGAGGGGACGGACAUGGCCAAUCAGUCUUGAGCUUGUUCAGUCUACCAAGGAAUUCAUCACUGUGCUUAAGAUGAAGUUUGAGAACGUUUGGGAUGGUAGAGCUGUGCGUAAAAUCGAAGCUGGUGAUUUCCUGCUCUAUCUUCUUUCUGAGGACGGCAAAACGACCCAAAGCAUUGAUCUUCGAAAUCCGUGGGAAUCGCUCUUUCAACCUGGCCAGAGAGUCAACAUGUAUAUGCAUGUCGCCCGUGCACUCCUGCCAAUACUUUGUAAAGACUGCGGGGCCCUAUGUACUCAGUGGACGUUUCUAUGGUCCAGUCAUAUUUACUGGUAGGCUUGAAUACCCUAAUAUAUCCAAUUACUAAAUUUAGAUUAGCCCGGUGUGCAAGAUCAAAUUCUCUAUUGAUGAUCACAAUCGGUACACUUUAUCUCAUCAUGGAACUAAGCCGUCCUCAGUCUCAUGGAGUAUUCUACCUAAACAUCACCGUGCGAACAAGUCUAGCUAGAGCUACCUAUACGUCCAGCCGACUUUCUAUUUCAAGUGCUUGCAGUAUUUCUAGAUACAAUGAACACUGGUUUGACUCGGUGUCUUCGAGCUAGACAAAAACCUUCCAAUCCUCA